Messenger RNA from Anneissia japonica, 6846 nucleotides. Its product is annotated as NFX1-type zinc finger-containing protein 1-like. The coding region runs from base 143 to 6043 and encodes 1966 amino acids. The transcript is spliced from 4 exons. Lineage: Eukaryota; Metazoa; Echinodermata; Crinoidea; Comatulida; Comatulidae. Gene Ontology annotation, molecular function: zinc ion binding; helicase activity. Gene Ontology annotation, cellular component: nucleus; nuclear RNA-directed RNA polymerase complex. The record is from RefSeq and is a predicted model, not a curated record. Gene Ontology annotation, biological process: regulatory ncRNA-mediated heterochromatin formation.
CACCGAAGACCUCUGCUACGAUACGAGUUUUUUGUUUUUUUUACUUGUGUGUACUGAGACAGCCACGCUGGUUCAUUGUUAGGAUUGUUUGAGAAGUGGAGGGCCUUAAAGCACUGGACGACUGCACGCCCGAUCAGUAUACAUGGAUCGCCAUCCACCAACACAAGAAGAUGACAACUGGCCAGUUACUACUGGUUUUAGAAGACACAAUAGUGCCGAGGCUGGGAGAGGAUUAACUUAUAGCGGUCGUACACUGACCCAGAAUAGUUGUUAUAACGCAAAUAGAGGAAGUUGGCAUAAAAAUGAAAGAAAAGACGUUGUAAGUGCACUAAAUAUGAACGAUCUUAAGAAAAUACAUCAGAUGGAGUCGGUUAAUGACGUGUUGCAAACUUUAUCAAGCCGAGCCAACAUGCUUAAACUACUUUUAAAUGAACAAAGAAUGAGCAAUGACGUCCUUGAAAUUUUACUCAGAAUUUUUGUAAGGGUAUUUGAGUGUAAAAUAACUAAUUAUAACGUUUCAGAAAAAAGAAAAACAGCAAUAGAUCUGUUAAAGGACAGCACAUUUUUUAAAAGUGUUCUUCAGUUAUAUAUAGCACAUUUAGGAGACAGUUCAAACACAAAAACUCAAAGUCAAAUAGAGGAAAAGGUAGCUCUCCUUUCGACGUUUCUGCGAGUGUUCAUUCCUGGACUAGAAUGCAAAGUAAACGAUCUCGAAAUGCAUAUAACUUUACUUGACGCAACUAGUAAAGCCUUGUUUGUACAACGCAAUUUGUCCAAAGAAGCUGUUAUUGAGGUAGCACGUUUAAAAAAAGAAGCUGACAAAUGCAUUACUGAAGCAAAGGAAGAAGAGAAAAAGAGAAGACAACAUGCUUCUGCCAUCCGAGAAGGUAUUGUCCAUGGCCCGCCGCCUAAUGACUAUCGGGAUAUUCCGAUAUUACCAACCAAAGAUGACCUCCACUCAAUAGAAUCACCGUUCCUUCGGCCUAAUAAAACUAAAGGAAGCUACUCAAAUCAUUAUCAUUAUCUUGAUGUUCAAUUCCGAUUGCUGCGUGAAGACUUCAUUGGCCCUUUGCGUGAUGGAAUCCAAAGGCACUUGACCAAUGUUGCAAAUCCCCUUCCACGUGACCAGAGAAAAAGGAAUCCAGAUGUUCGGCUGUACUAUGACGUUCAAAUUGACCAUCCAGUAUUUUCCGAAAACGGUGUACAUUAUCGCGUUAAGUUCAGUCUUAGUAACUUACCGCGUAUAAAAUGGCAGAAUACGAAACGUUUAAUUUUUGGCUCACUUGUUUGUUUAUCGCAUGACAAUUUUCAAACUCUUCUAUUUGGAACGGUUGGCAAUAGAGAAGAAGACCUACUACGCCGUGGCCGAGUUGAUCUUAAGCUCCAUAAUAUUGAAAACAUGGUAAAUACACGUGUAUACACUAUGGUAGAGUCAACAGCAUUUUUUGAGAGCUACAGGCCUGUCUUGCAGGUACUCCAACAGUUCAAUGAAGAAUAUAUACCGAUGGAAAACUACAUUAUCUGGGCUUCACAAAACAUAGAACAGCCAAAAUAUCUACGUAAUAAGAACAGCGUGAUGUACGAUAUUACUUCUUUGAUGAAAGAAGAACUAGGUACGCAAGAUAGACGAUGGUUAAGGAGACUUCAAAACGCACAUAAAAUUGACAUACUAGACGAUAAUGCAUGGCCCGCCCUUAAGAAACUAAGCCUUGAUGAAUCACAGUUAAGUGCUGUAAAGGCAGCAUUGACAAAAGAGCUCUCCGUCAUUCAAGGGCCACCAGGAACUGGGAAAACAUACAUUGGGUUAAAAAUUGUUGAGACUCUUCUACGUAACAAAUCACAUUGGUCGCCAAAUAAUGAUGAGCAUGCAGAACAUAAAAGUCCUAUAAUGGUAAUAUGUUAUACAAACCAUGCGCUCGAUCAAUUUCUUGAAGGUAUUCUUAAAUUUUCUCCAAAGAAUUUAGUCAGAAUCGGUGGACGAUCUAAAAGCGAAGAACUUGCACGUUUCAACCUGAAAACAUUAUCAAAGAAGUACAGACACAAAUCAGAUGACUUCCAAACAGUCAUAGAUGCCUUAAGUUACCAAAUGAUACAGGCUGAGGAGAUGAUCAAAUUGUGCAACAAAUACAUAUUAAGUGAAUACACCCUUGAAGCUGUUAUAAAUGACAAUCAUUUUAGAUGUCUGCAGGACUCAAGGGAAGAAUAUUUGGUGGACGGAAAGCGUUCAGCUUUACCUGCAUGGCUUGGUCUUCUUUCAACUUCCCACGAAUUUGAAAAGACAGAGGAUGUUGUAGUUUGUGAUGACGAGGUUAAAAAGAGGGAAUGUGGUGAUGUUCCUAACACAAAGAACCUUAUGACUGAAGUCGACAUGCUAAUGUAUCAACGGGCGUAUGAUGAUGCCAGUGAUUAUGAAACAAGAAAGAAAUCGAUUUUGCGUGACCUAUAUACUAAACUGGCUUAUGAUCCAACAAUGAAAUGCAAAGAUUCACCAUUAAAAGAGCACCAUGCGACAUUGUUAAAACAAUUAUCCGUAAUUGAUGAUGAAACGACGGAACAAGAGGCAGACAGACUUGUCAAUAUUCGCAGGUUAUCUCUAAAUAAUCGAUGGCGUCUCUACCGAUAUUGGAUAACACAGUACAAAUGUACAUUGCGUGAAAUGUUAUUCAAAUUGCAGCAUGAUUAUGACCAAUUAGUAGGCAGGAGAAUUUAUGAGCAAGAUCAUGAAGCGAAAUGUAAAGUUAUAAGAGAAUCAGUGGUAGUCGGUAUGACAACGACCGGUGCUGCUAUGAAUAAAGAGCUCUUGAAUGCCAUUCGACCGAAAAUUGUCAUUGUUGAAGAAGCUGCAGAAAUACUUGAAGCACAUAUAGUAACAAGCUUGACAGAUCAAUGUGAACACCUUAUUCUUAUCGGAGACCAUCAACAAUUAAAGCCUAGUUCUACAGUAUACAAACUUGCUGCCAAAUUUCAUUUGGAUACGUCACUCUUUGAACGAAUGGUUACUAACGAUGUCCCUUGUCAGAGGCUAUCAUCUCAACACCGCAUGCGACCGGAGAUAUCAAACAUCAUGAGGAGACAUUUCUACAGCCAUCUACUUGAUGAUGAGUCUGUGAAUCAUUUUGAUGACAUUAUGGGUGUUAGUCAUAAUUUGUUCUUUAUAAAUCACGACUUCAAAGAAGAGACUGUUGAGGAUAUGCUGAGUAAGUCAAAUGUUCACGAAGCUGAAUAUUGUUUAGCUCUUGCAAAAUACUUCUUCCAACAGGGUUACCAGGCAGCAGAUAUCGCAAUUCUAGCUACCUAUAGGGGACAGGUGCUAAACUUGAAGGAAAAACUCAGAGACGAGAAGUAUGCUUGCCUUGAAGGUAUUUAUGUUAGCGCAGUCGAUAAUUACCAGGGGGAAGAAAAUGAUAUCAUACUAGUGUCGCUGGUAAGGAGUAAUGAAGCUGGGAACAUCGGUUUUUUGAAGGUUUCAAAUAGAAUGUGCGUGGCAUUGUCGAGAGCCAGAAAAGGUUUGUUCUGCAUUGGAAACUUCACACUUCUGGCAGGAAAGAAUGACCUCUGGAUGAGGAUAGUGAAUGAUAUGCGAUCUUCAGGUCGUAUUGGAAAUCAUCUACAACUGAACUGUCACAACCAUCCGAAGACGAAGGUUAAAGCGUUUAUUGCAAAGGACUUCGAAAAAUGUCCAUUAGGAGGCUGUGACCGUAUGUGUGAAAUUCGCCUCAAGUGUGGUCAUGUAUGCCCUAAUUAUUGUCACCCAAAUGAUACCCACCAUGAAAAAUACGAAUGUAGAGAACCAUGUGUCAGAACCUGUGAUCGCGGUCAUCCUUGCAGUCGUCGUUGCUUUCAAAACUGCCUUCCGUGUAAAGUCAUUGUCAGUAGAACACUAAAUUGCUCCCAUGAAGCUCAGAUACCAUGUGCUAAAUUCAACGAGCCAGUAGAUUGCAGUGAGCCAUGUGGCAGAAAAUUACAAUGUGGCCACAAAUGCAAACGGAAAUGCUAUGAAAGGUGUCUGUUAUGGAGGUGCUUAGAGAUCGUUAAUAAGUCAUUCAAUUCCUGUGGACACGACCUUCAAGUAAAAUGUUACAUAGAUGUUUGUCCGGCACCCUGUGAAAAUAUGCUAAGUUGUGGUCAUGGUUGUAAAAAUAAAUGCGGCGAAUCGUGCACAAAUAAAUGUACAGAAAUUAUAGAUAAGACAUUUACAUGUGGUCACACUAUGAAUGUACCUUGUUUUACACCUUCUUGCAGAUUUCCAUGCUCACGUGAGAAAACAUGUGGUCAUCCCUGUCCCAAUAUAUGCUGUAAGUCGUGUGGGGUUUGUUAUGUAAGAGUUACGAAAGAGCUCAAAUGUGGCCAUAAGCGGUUGAUGUAUUGUUAUGAGGAUGUUAAUAGAGUUCAUUGUAGACGAAUGUGCUCGAAGCAAUUAUCAUGUGGACAUCAGUGUAAACUUUUGUGUUACGAAUCCUGCUCCUCGUCUUUGUGUACUGAAAUGGUUAAAAAAAAGCUAAACUGUGGGCACGACAAAGAAGUACCAUGUAAUAUAAAUCCUGAAAUGUUAAAUAGUCGUCUCACUUCCGGUACGCAUCUCUACAACACAUAUGCAGAUCGUGGUAAAGAAAUUGAUUUAAUUAAAUGUACCGUGGGACUGAUUGUAACUUACGACUGUAUGCAUGUAACAGCAAUAGAAUGCUGGAAAUCAUCAACAAUUGGUGAAACCGAAUGUCAAAAAAUGUGUUCAAGGUUUUUGCAAUGUGGCCAUCAAUGCAAAGAGCUUUGCGUCAAUCCGUGUACAGUUAAGUGCACUGAGAAUGUUGAGAAGAAACUGAAGUGUGGGCACAUAAAGACUGUGAGAUGUUAUGUAGAUGUCACCGAGGUUGCGACUAAGGGAGAAUCAGCGUGUCAGAAUUUAGUGAAAGUAACUCGUAAAUGUGGACAUGAAAUAACAGUCGAAUGUUGUAAAUCAUCAACAACAGAAGAAACUAAAUGUCAAAGAAAAGUCGUUGAAACAUUAUCCUGCAAACAUGAUGUCAUUCGUAAAUGUUCACAAAUUGGAAUAUGUACAGAAAUGUGUUCAAGAUUGUUGCCAUGUGGACAUCUAUGUAAAGAACCUUGCGUUAAUUUAUGUACAGACCAAUGCAAUGAAAAGGUAGAUAAAAAACUGAUGUGUGGGCAUACGAAGACUGUGAGAUGUUACGUAGAUGUCACCGAGGUUGUGACUAAUGAUGAAGCAGCGUGUCAGCAUUUAGUGAAUGUAACUCACGAAUGUGGACAUGAAAUAACAGUCAAAUGUUGUGAAUUAUCAACAUUCGUCGAAAAGAAAUGUCAAAGAAAAGUCAUUGAAACAUUAUCCUGCAAACAUUAUGUCAUUCGUGAAUGUUCAGAAAUUGGAAUAUGUACCGAAACGUGUUCAAGAUUGUUGCCGUGCGGUCAUCCAUGCAAAGAGCCUUGCGUCAAUGCGUGUACAGACCAAUGCAAUGAAAAGGUAGAUAAAAAACUGAUGUGUGGGCAUACGAAGACUGUGAGAUGUUAUGUAGAUGUCACCGAGAUGGUAACUAAAGGUGAAGCAGCGUGUCACCAUUUAGUGAAUGUAACUCGCGAAUGUGGACAUGAAUUAACAGUCGAAUGUUGUGAAUUAUCAACAUUCGUCGAAAAAAAAUGUCAAAGAAAAGUCGUUGAAACAUUAUCCUGCAAACAUGAUGUCAUUCGUGAAUGUUCAGAAAUUGGAAUAUGUACCGAAACGUGUUCAAGAUUGUUGCCGUGCGGUCAUCAAUGCAAAGAGCCUUGCGUCAAUACGUGUACAGACCAAUGCAAUAAAAAGGUGGAUAAAAAACUGGUGUGUGGGCAUACGAAGACUGUGAGAUGUUAUGUAGAUGUCACCGAGAUGGUAACUAAAGGUGAAGCAGCGUGUCAGCAUUUAGUGAAUGUAACUCGCGAAUGUGGACAUGAAAUAACUGUCGAAUGUUGUGAAUCAUCAACAACCGAGAAAACAAAAUGCAGCAAAUGGUGCUCCAAGAAGCUGCCCCGUGGCCGCUGUUGUACUGUACUAUGAAAUGUUCAUAGGGAUGCACAAUCAGUUUUACAGUAUAUUAUUGAGCAGUCAUGCUCUACCAACUUAAUAAAAGGUGAUUGUUUAUCGUGGUUAAAUUUCCAGUAAGACAAUUUAUCUGUGGUCGCAUUUGCUAACAACAUUGCAAUUGUGUUUACCAGCACAAAACACUCCAUACAGUCUGUGUCGACAUUUGCAACCCAUGUAAAUCUCCUGUGGGUGGAAGUGUCCUCAUGUAGAAAUGUGUACUGUAAUUGAGACACAAUUACUCUCAUAGAAACACCACAGUCCCAACGGACACACAUAAAAGUAUUCAACAGAAAUACUGUCCAGUAUGCCACACCACAAAGAUAUGGUAAUGUGUUUAAAAGUACAUUAGGUAUUUACGCGGUAUGUAUAACAAACUCAUUCGCAAAGAAAAACUGGGAACGAUGUUACAAAGUAACAUCUUAUGUACACUUUAAGAGAGACAAGGGCAGGCCCGUACGCAGGGGGUGCGACGGGUACACACGCACACCCCCUCCCCCACAAAUUACCAAAGGUCCACAUUUUCGAGGGUAGAAAAUUUUAAAAAUCACCACUCUCCCUAAUUUGUACAAAUUAUUUUUAAAAAGAUAAGAAAUUUAUAUUCAAAUUUAUGAAUUAUCAAAUUAUGAAUUCUCUUACGUCAGUCCCAACCAUGGUGGGGCUGUGGUGUUAUCAACUCUCAAUCAAUGCCAUAGCCAAGAUUUUCAAACAUUGCAGGACAAUAUCAGAGUGGACCCACUUUUCACGUAAAUUCAAAUAAUGUGGACACAGUUUCUUAA